Messenger RNA from Cordyceps militaris CM01, 633 nucleotides. RefSeq names its product glutathione peroxidase family protein. The coding region runs from base 1 to 633 and encodes 210 amino acids. Gene Ontology annotation, biological process: response to oxidative stress. The record is from RefSeq and is a predicted model, not a curated record. The transcript is spliced from 2 exons. Lineage: Eukaryota; Fungi; Ascomycota; Sordariomycetes; Hypocreales; Cordycipitaceae. Gene Ontology annotation, molecular function: glutathione peroxidase activity.
AUGUCUUCUGCCGCGUCCUUUUACGACUUCAAGCCGCUCGACACCCUCGUCGCGCCACGCAGAUACCGACGGAUGUUGCGGCACUGGCUAGUCAAAGUUGUUCAUGGUAGUACCGCUUGCAUUUGCAUGCCAGCAGUUCUUUCUAACAUCGUUGUCCCUGCAGAGCGCGGCCAGGAGCUGCCCCUCACCAACUACCGCGGCAAGGUCGUCCUCGUCGUCAACACGGCCUCCAAGUGCGGCUUCACCGGCCAGUACGCCGGCCUCGAAAAGCUUUACCAGUCCCUCGCCGCCAAGCAUCCCGACGACUUUGUCAUCCUCGGCUUUCCCUGCAACCAGUUUGGCUCCCAGGAGCCCGGCAGCAACGACGACAUCCAGACCUUUUGCCAGGUCAACUACGGCGUCACCUUUCCCAUCUUGCAGAAAAUCGACGUCAACGGCGACAAGGCCGCGCCCGUCUACGAGUGGCUCAAGAGCGAGAAGCCCGGCCUGCUCGGCCUCAAGCGCAUCAAGUGGAACUUUGAAAAGUUCCUCGUCGGCCGCGACGGCAAGGUCGUCAACCGCUGGGCCAGCACCACCACCCCGGAGUCGCUCGAGAAGGAGAUUGUCGCCGAGAUUAACAAAAAAGCCGAGUGA